AUGUCACUAGCAUCCCAAAUGGAUCUACCUGAAGAAAUUCAGCAUCCAUAUACAAAAUUUUCUGAAUGGAAAUUCAAGCUCUUUAAAGUGCGAUCAUUUGAAAAAAUGCCCUCUGAUGACAGGCAGCACAUAAACAAAGAUCAGGCAGAAGGGAUUGCUUCUUCAAACAAAGAAAUCAUACUGCAUAAAGAUGAAGCAGUGUCAAGAGAAGAAAAGAUGGAGUUAAUGAGCAAUAGGCAGGCACUUGAGAAAGAGGCCCAUGACAUGAAAACACGAGACAAUAGAGCUCAUCAGAACAAUCUGAAGCAACUUUGUCGCAUCUGUGGAGUUUCAUUUAAAACUGAUUGCUACAAGAGAACUCAUCCAGUGCAUGGGCCAGUGGAUGAUGAAACUCUGUGUCUUCUGAGAAAGAAAGAAAAAAAAGCAACCUCUUGGCCAGAUCUCAUUGCUAAGGUUUUCAAGAUUGAUGUGCGAGGGGAUGUUGAUACUAUCCAUCCCACUCGGUUUUGUCACAACUGUUGGAGUACUGUCCACAGAAAAUACAGUAAUACCCUGUGUGCAGUAUAUUUUCCUAGGAACAGCAUGAUGGAGUGGCAACCUCACUCCCCAAACUGUGAUGUAUGCCAUACUACCAGUCGAGGGGUCAAGAGAAAAAGCCAGCCAUCAAGUGUACAACAAGGCAAACGUGUGAAGACCGUUGUGGAACGUGCUCGACUAAACAGAGGUGUAAAGAACCAGGCACAGAUAAAAAACAAAAAUGUAAUGAAAGAGAUUGUCAAUUGCAAGAAUAUACAUCUCAGCACCAAGCUGCUUGCACUUGAUUACCCAGUAGAUUUCAUUAAAUCAAUUUCUUGCCAGAUUUGUGAGCAUAUUUUGGUAGACCCAGUGGAAACAACAUGCAGACACUUGUUUUGCAGAACUUGCAUCCUUAAAUGUAUCAAGGUUAUGGGCAGCUAUUGCCCCUCCUGCUGGUAUCCUUGCUUCCCUACUGAUCUGGUAACCCCAGUGAAAUCCUUCCUGAACAUCCUUGAUAGCCUGGGUAUAAGAUGCCCUGUAAAGGAAUGUGAUGAAGAGAUUUUGCAUGGAAAAUAUGGCCAACACCUCUCCAACCACAAGGAGAUGAAAGAUAGAGAGCUCUAUAGCUACAUAAAUAAAGGUGGCCGACCAAGGCAGCAUCUCCUAUCUUUGACAAGGAGAGCUCAGAAACAUCGUCUAAGGGAACUGAAACGUCAAGUCAAGGCUUUUGCUGAGAAAGAAGAGGGUGGUGAUAUAAAGGCUGUAUGCAUGACUUUGUUCCUUCUAGCUUUAAGAGCAAAGAAUGAACACAGACAAGCAGAUGAAUUGGAGGCUAUAAUGCAAGGGAGGGGAUCUGGACUUCAUCCUGCUGUCUGUCUGGCAAUCCGAGUCAACACGUUUCUCAGCUGUAGCCAGUACCAUAAAAUGUAUAGAACUGUAAAAGCUGUCACUGGGAGGCAGAUCUUCCAGCCCUUGCAUGCUCUUCGCACUGCUGAGAAAGCCCUCCUGCCAGGUUAUCACCCAUUUGAGUGGAAACCUCCCUUGAAAAAUGUAUCCACUAAUACAGAAGUAGGAAUUAUAGACGGUCUAUCAGGAUUGCCACUCUCAGUUGAUGACUACCCAGUAGACACAAUUGCAAAGAGAUUUCGAUAUGAUGCAGCCUUGGUUUGUGCCUUAAAGGACAUGGAGGAGGAGAUCUUGGAAGGCAUGAAAGCAAAAUAUCUGGACGACUAUUUGAAUGGUCCCUUCACUGUAGUAAUAAAAGAGUCCUGUGAUGGAAUGGGAGAUGUCAGUGAGAAGCAUGGAAGUGGGCCUGCUGUCCCAGAGAAGGCUGUUCGCUUUUCGUUCACAGUUAUGAACAUUGCUAUAGCACAUGGGAAUGAAAGCAAGAGGAUCUUUGAGGAAGUAAAGCCAAAUUCAGAGUUGUGUUGCAAGCCCUUGUGCCUUAUGCUGGCAGACGAAUCAGAUCAUGAAACUCUAACGGCAAUCCUGAGCCCCCUCAUAGCAGAAAGAGAGGCUAUGAAAAACAGUGAGCUGCUGCUUGAAAUGGGAGGCAUCCUGAGAACAUUCAGAUUUGUCUUUAGGGGUACAGGAUACGAUGAGAAACUUGUGCGGGAAGUGGAAGGGCUGGAGGCCUCAGGUUCCACUUACAUUUGUACCCUGUGUGAUGCAACCCGCUUGGAGGCAUCCCAAAAUUUGGUCUUCCACUCCAUAACCAGGAGCCAUGCUGAAAAUCUGGAGCGAUAUGAAAUAUGGAGGUCCAACCCAUAUCACGAAUCUGUUGAUGAGCUCCGUGACAGAGUGAAAGGUGUUUCAGCCAAACCUUUUAUUGAGACUGUUCCCUCCAUAGAUGCAUUGCACUGUGACAUUGGCAAUGCAACAGAAUUCUACAGGAUUUUCCAGAUGGAGAUUGGUGAACUUUACAAGAAUCCCGAUGUGUCUAAAGAGGAGAGGAAGAGGUGGCAAUUGACUCUUGACAAACACCUCAGGAAGAAGAUGAACUUGAAGCCUAUGAUGAAGAUGAGUGGAAAUUUUGCUAGAAAGCUCAUGUCCAAAGAGGCAGUAGAGGCAGUAUGUGAAUUAAUAAAGUGUGAGGAAAGGCAUGAAGCCCUAAAAGAACUAAUGGACCUUUAUCUGAAGAUGAAGCCAGUGUGGCGAUCCUCAUGCCCUGCCAAGGAGUGCCCAGAACUGCUGUGCCAGUAUAGCUACAAUUCACAGCGUUUUGCUGAGCUCUUAUCUACAAAGUUCAAGUACAGAUAUGAAGGCAAGAUUACAAAUUAUUUCCACAAAACACUUGCUCAUGUUCCUGAAAUCAUUGAAAGAGAUGGGUCCAUAGGGGCCUGGGCAAGUGAAGGAAAUGAGUCUGGAAACAAACUGUUUAGGAGGUUCCGAAAAAUGAAUGCCAGGCAGUCCAAAUUCUAUGAGAUGGAGGAUGUCUUGAAGCAUCACUGGCUAUAUACCUCUAAGUACCUCCAGAAGUUCAUGAAUGCUCAUAAAACAUUAAAAAGCCAGAGCUUCACCAUUGAUUCAGAGGAUAGUUUAGGUGACUCCUUGCCAGUGGAGGUCUUGGGGAAAAAAUGAUUCAGCAGUAUUCUAAAUGUAAACCACCUUUGGUGUUGGGUUUGUAAUGAUGUCCUUCUGCAAGGAAGCAGAUUCUUUUUCAGAUCUGCAGAGGUACAGGGAAGUCUGAAAUGAUCAUUUUUACACUCCCUAUCAAAGGUGCUGAGAGGAGUUUAAUAAAUGCUAUGCCUGUUGGGAGUUUCCAAGAGACAAUGCACUGGUGCAUUUACUAGUUGUUAAAUGACAUGAAAGCAGAAACAAAUUGCAAAGAAGGGUCUCCGUUUUGUUUUGUUCUUGAGUGUUGUUUCUAAGUGAUAAAAUCAAAGUAAACAAGGUUUUAUAGAGAUUAUUAUUUUGGAAGGAAUAUGAUUCUGGAGAGUUAAGACAGUUGCUGAAAAAGGGAGCAUGGCUGUUUGUUCUGUUUUACUUUUUAGAACUAUUUUGCUAUUUACUUUUCAAGAGGGUUUGAUUAUUUUAUUGAUGAUUCUUUGGCUUUUAUAAGCAAAGAUUCAUCAGUAAGACACUUGGAUAAUUGAUUUGGCAUAAAGUUCAGUUAUUUUUGUAUAAAAUACUGACUAAAGAUGCAAACUUUGAUCUCAUAUGUUCUAAAAAUAUUAUUCAACAUAUAUAUAUUGUAGUACUGCUUAGGAGCAGAUGGUGAUAUCACCGUGCUAAUUUACUAUAUGAAGAUAUAGGAAAGGUAGCUGAAGUUUUCAAAAUAUAUUUUU
Molecule: messenger RNA, 3803 nt
Organism: Neopelma chrysocephalum (saffron-crested tyrant-manakin)
Lineage: Eukaryota; Metazoa; Chordata; Aves; Passeriformes; Pipridae
Gene: RAG1
Product: recombination activating 1
Exons: 1
Coding region: 1-3096 (1031 amino acids)
Biological process (GO): V(D)J recombination; pre-B cell allelic exclusion; adaptive immune response
Cellular component (GO): DNA recombinase complex; endodeoxyribonuclease complex; nucleus
Molecular function (GO): double-stranded DNA endonuclease activity; ubiquitin protein ligase activity; sequence-specific DNA binding
Source: RefSeq, a predicted model, not a curated record